CCUCCUGGUGGAGGAAGGGAGACAAACACAGAAACACAAACACACAGACAGGAGUCCUGACUGUUUAACUGGGUGUGAAACGAUUCUCCAGAAAGCCCGUAGAGCCUUGGAGGAGAACCGUUUCACAAGAUGUGAGGAACAUCUGGAGUCCAGCAUGGAAAUAAAAAGGAGGCGAGAAAUAAAAAAAACUGAUCACCGUCUGGAACUCAUUAUGGCCUCCUGCUGGAUUACUGGUAAACAUCUGAUGAUGAUGAUGAUGAUGAUGAUGAUGAUGAUGAUCCUGGUCAGACCAUCAUCAUCUCCUCCUCCAUCCCUACAUCAUUAUCUCUGAUGUCAGAGACCAAACCAAAGCUAACAUUUUAAACUCGGUGUUUGACCAAUGAGAAGGCAGGAGGUGGAGUUAGAUAACCCAGAGAUCCUCUCUGAUUGGUCCGCAGCAUCCCAUCCUGCCCAUGAAUUCCCCGCCCUCCCCAGCUGACUUCUCUCUCCUCCAGCCUCCUCAUAUCUGUGGCUCAGAUGGGAGGCUGUGGACCGUGGUUCUGAUCCAAGCUGCAGGUAGAACCGGGUUCUUAGGAUGCUGAUGCUGGGAGUUUCCCUCCUGAUCUUCAGCCGUCUCGCUCAGAUCAGCUGGGGUGGGUGUCCACACGUUGCCAUGGAGACAACAUACAGGUGUGGUCCUUUCCUCCUGUUGCCUCCUCCUCCUCUUCCUCCUCCUCCUCGCCCUCCCAGAGACCUGGCAGUUCGGCCGCCUGAUGUUUCGGAUGGGGGAAUUGAAUUCCCAGCGUUCCCGAUCCUCUUCAUCAUUAUUUCCACCUCAUCAGUGAUCCUCCUGAUGGCCUUUAACAUCUGCUAUAAAGCGCUGAGCAGAGAACCUGAGGGAAGCAGAGAGAACGGGCUGAACAUCGGAGGGAACAACAACAACAACAACGAGUCCUGAGGCCAGUUUAACAAAACAGCUUCAACAAACUCAGACUCAAAUCCUCAACUCUGAAUUAAUACCGAUGGAAAGCAAUCAUCUGCUGCAAAGGAGAGGGAGAUAGUGCAAGAGAAGAUUGCUGCUUGAUUUAUGAUGAAGUCCAGUAUGGCAGGCCGUUUUGGCAUUUAUUAAAGCGCUCUGCUCUUGUUCUAUUUGUAGAUCACCAAAAUAGGAUUCUUCCUGGUCAAAAUCACCUUCCUACUCAGACAUGUAAUGAUAGAUUUCCUAAAUUACAUUUUCUCAGCAGAAGCUGCAUUUCUGAACAUCAAA
Cyprinodon tularosa is the source of this 1246-nucleotide messenger RNA. RefSeq names its product proline-rich membrane anchor 1-like. The record is from RefSeq and is a predicted model, not a curated record. The transcript has 4 exons. The coding region runs from base 575 to 937 and encodes 120 amino acids. Lineage: Eukaryota; Metazoa; Chordata; Actinopteri; Cyprinodontiformes; Cyprinodontidae.